Messenger RNA from Perkinsus marinus ATCC 50983, 903 nucleotides. RefSeq names its product alpha-soluble NSF attachment protein, putative. The record is from RefSeq and is a predicted model, not a curated record. Gene Ontology annotation, molecular function: syntaxin binding; soluble NSF attachment protein activity. The transcript has 10 exons. NCBI's taxonomy places the organism in Eukaryota, Perkinsozoa, Perkinsida, Perkinsidae. Gene Ontology annotation, cellular component: vacuolar membrane; SNARE complex. The coding region runs from base 1 to 903 and encodes 300 amino acids. Gene Ontology annotation, biological process: SNARE complex disassembly; intracellular protein transport.
AUGAGUAUUCAGCAGGCGGAAGAUAUGAUUAACGAGGCCGAGAAGAAGGCCCAAGGCUCGAAAGGUCUUUUUUCCUUCCUCGGUGGGGCGCCAAGUUAUGACGAGGCUGCUGAUUUAUACAAGAAUGCUGCGAAUCAGUUCAAGCUCGCGAAGGACUGGAAUAGGGCCGCCGAGACGUUGGUCCUUGCCGGAGAGAUGAUGGGCAAGUACGGCUCGGCUUCUGACGAGGCUCACCACUACGAGGAGGCAGGUAACGCCUUCAGGCGAGCUGAGAGAAUACAUGAUGCUAUCACAUGGUACGAACACGCCGUUAAAAUUUAUAGCUCUGCCGGUCGGUUCCAGGCAGGAGGGAAGAUACUACGAACGAUUGCGGAAAUGACCGAGGAGGAUAUCGACGUUAAGAAAGAGGAGGCCUUGGCUUACUACAAGAAGGCAGCGGAUAUGUUCGAGAUGGACGAGUAUAGCAAGGCCCCUCACUCGCAAUGCAUGUUGAAGGUAGCUGAGCUCUCAGCUGAGGUUGGCAAAUAUGAAGAUGCUGCUAAAAUUUUCGAAAAGGAAGGGGAGAAGGCUUUACAUAAUUCUAUGUUGCAAUUCGGAGCUCGAGAGCACUUUCUGAAGGCGGGCAUCAUGUGGAUGUGUGCCGGGGACCCAGUUACUGCUAGUAUAGCAGUGGAGAGGUAUAUGUCGGAGGACCCUCGGCUGGCUACUUCACGCGAAGGGGAGCUGCUGCAGGACAUGACUCAAGCCUUUUCGAAUAAUGAUGUCGAUGCCUUUGUGGACGCACUGCACAAGUAUGACUCUGUCACUAGACUGGAUGCUUGGAAGACUGAUAUGCUCUGCAAGGUUAAAGAGAUCAUGGCCCCCAGCGCUGAGAACCAGGCUAAUGAUGUCGAUCUGACGUAG